This is a messenger RNA of Schizophyllum commune H4-8, 651 nucleotides long. RefSeq lists its product as uncharacterized. The record is from RefSeq and is a predicted model, not a curated record. The transcript is spliced from 3 exons. NCBI's taxonomy places the organism in Eukaryota, Fungi, Basidiomycota, Agaricomycetes, Agaricales, Schizophyllaceae. The coding region runs from base 1 to 651 and encodes 216 amino acids.
AUGAUAUUGACGCUCAAGCAGUCCGUCUUGGACGCGCUGAAGCCGUUCAUAUGUAUGCAUUUCUCGACAUUCAAUCGAUGUGGCUCGAGGGGAGAUGACGCACCCACUGACAUCCAUCCCUUGUUGUUGAGAAGGGAGGGUGGUCGAGUCAACCAUCACCAGUUUGUGCCGUAUGUCGCCAAGGAGCUCAAAGAGAACUAUCCCGUGUAUAGAUCUCUCUGCGAGUCUCUGGAGCGCAUGUUCCAAUGGAUAUCGAUGAAGAUCCGCCAGCGCCUGCCCGACAUGCAUAAGGAGCUGGUCAUGAUGGCAGAGGUCAUGCCCCAGUCCAAUCCUGCAUACCCUUUCACCGGCUUUGUCGUCAACAUCAAUGUUGCAACAAAAGCCCAUCGAGACGCCAACGACUUCCACGGCUGUGCGUUGAUAGUCCUCGGAGAGCAUCAGGGUGGUGAGCUAUGUCUGUACGAGCCAGGUCUCGUGCUUCCGCUUCGAGAGGGUGAUCUGUUCGUCUUUCCCUCUGGGCGAAUCACUCAUUUCAACCUCCUCUACAAAGGGGAGCGCGGAUCUAUUGUUUGUCAUUCUGACAGAGCGGGUACUUCAUGGAUGCGUAGCCAGAAUGGCUGGAAUGGUAAUGUCUAUUGCCCUCGUACUUAG